AAAAGACUGACGCAUGACGAGAGGGGAGGUCAUCAUCUCCAACUUGCUCUGUCCUUGUCCUUGUUUCUCUGGCUGUCUCGUUUGCUCUCUGGUCCAAUUUGAACAUGGCCCUUCCUUCCAGAAGUCUGUUCUCCCUCCCCAAAGCAGUCCCCUCCUCAGCGUCCACCUUUACACGCAAACUGCACUCAUCCUCCGCCAACAUGGCCAACCUGGCAGCCUUCAAGAUUCCUCACAUUAGCAACGAGCCAAACAAACACUAUGCAAAGGACUCGCCUGAUCGAGCCGGCCUUGCUGCCGCCGUCGCUGCAUUGCAGCAAAAGGCACCCUUGAACAUCCCCCUCGUCAUCUCCGGCAAACCCAUCACAACCUCCUCCAUCCUCACCCAGAAUAACCCCUCCUCCCAUGCUACCACCCUCGCCAGCUACUCAAAUGCAUCCUCAGAUCACGUCGCCAAAGCCAUUGACGGUGCUCUUGCCGCCAAACCCGCUUGGGAAUCCCUCCCCUUUGCCGACCGAGCUGCCGUCUUCCUCAAGGCUGCCGACUUGAUAAGCACAAAAUACCGAUAUGAGAUCAUGGCCGCAACCAUGCUAGGUCAAGGCAAGAACGCAUGGCAGGCCGAGAUUGACGCCGCCGCCGAGCUGGUCGAUUUCUUGAGAUUCAACGUCAGAUACGCCGAGGAACUCUACGCUCAACAGCCCCCCUUCAACUCUCCAGGCGUUUGGAACAGAGUCGAGUACAGGCCAUUGGAGGGCUUCGUCUACGCCGUCUCUCCAUUCAACUUCACCGCCAUCGGCGGAAAUCUCCCUGGCGCCCCCGCUCUGAUGGGUAAUGUUGUCCUCUGGAAGCCAAGUCCUUCGGCCAUUGCGUCCAACUACUUGGUUCAUCAGAUUUUGUUGGAGGCCGGUCUUCCUGCUGGCGUCAUUCAGUUUGUGCCGGGCGAUGCUGAGGAAGUCACCAAGGUUGUCUUGAACCACAAACAGUUCGCCGCUUUACACUAUACCGGAUCCACCGCCGUCUUCCGCAAACUAUACGCACAGAUUGGCCAGGGUAUCGGCGAAGGCAGAUACAAGGGCUACCCUAGAAUCGUUGGCGAAACAGGUGGCAAGAAUUUCCACCUGAUUCAUAACAGUGCUGACCUCGACAAUGCCGUCGCCCAAACCAUCCGCGGUGCCUUUGAGUAUCAGGGACAAAAAUGCAGUGCCACUUCUCGAGCCUACGUUCCCGCCUCGGUCUGGUCAGACUUCAAGGCCAAGAUCAAGGCGGAAACGGAGAAACUCAAGGUCGGAUCUCCAGAAGACUUUGGCAAUUUCAUCGGCCCCGUCAUCCACGAGGCCAGUUUUAAGAAGCUGUCGGGUGUUAUCGACGCGGCAAAGAACGACAAGGAACUCGAAUUGAUCACUGGCGGCAAGUACGAUGAUUCUACGGGAUUUUUCAUACAUCCUACAAUAUAUGCCACCUCGAACCCUGCCCACAAGAAUUUGAGCACCGAGUUCUUUGGACCAAUCUUGACCAUCUAUGUCUAUGAUGAUUCAGCAGUAGAUGGGUUUGAAAAGGCCUGCAAGCUGGUGGACAGCACCAGCGACUAUGGUCUUACCGGAGCAGUAUUUGCUCAAGACCGAGCGGCCAUUCGAUAUGCCGAAGAAGCCUUGCGAAAUGCUGCUGGAAACUACUACAUCAAUUGCAAGAGCACCGGUGCUGUCGUUGGCCAACAACCAUUUGGAGGUGCCAGAGCGUCAGGAACAAACGACAAGGCAGGAUCCGCAUCCAUUCUAUCACGAUUUGUCAGCAUGAGGUCGCUGAAAGAGGAGACGCUGGCCAUCUCGGGUGUUGAGUACCCUUCGAACCAAGUUUAGAUGUCGAGCAGGCACUGUUCAUGUAUGAUGUUUCACGGCGUCAUGUUGAUGGGAUGGUACGAGGAAUGAUUCCGCGUCUGCAUCAGACACCCAAAAGUCGAGGCUUCUUCUAAAGGCGUAAUCACACCAUUUCCCCAGGAAUUGUAACCUAGCAUUGAGAAUCCUUGGGAAACACCAAGCCGAUGCAAGGGUAUCUAUACAUAGGUACGGAGUAUGGUAUGACCUGAUGUAAUAGACCAUUGCUAUUGAUGUUCA
This is a messenger RNA of Exophiala mesophila, 2108 nucleotides long. RefSeq names its product 1-pyrroline-5-carboxylate dehydrogenase. Gene Ontology annotation, cellular component: mitochondrial matrix. Gene Ontology annotation, molecular function: L-glutamate gamma-semialdehyde dehydrogenase (NAD+) activity. The transcript is spliced from 2 exons. NCBI's taxonomy places the organism in Eukaryota, Fungi, Ascomycota, Eurotiomycetes, Chaetothyriales, Herpotrichiellaceae. The record is from RefSeq and is a predicted model, not a curated record. The coding region runs from base 105 to 1853 and encodes 582 amino acids.